CCGCCCGCCCUCCCGCCUCCCCCCGCCCGCGCCUGCCCCCUCACAGCUCGGCAGGUCGGGGCGUGAGGCGGCGGCGAGCGCUCCGGUGCGGCGCGGUGGCUGCGGAGGGGUGAGGCGGGGCGCCCCCGAAAUGGCGGCCGCCCUGGCUCUCUGCUUUCCUGAAUCCAGCAAAGGACCAGAGCCAGCAAGAAGAAAGUGGGUGGCAGAAAGCAUUUGAAGAGGACUGACCAUUUGCACUGCUGCUGUAAGCUGCCUUGGUGGUGAAAGUAACUUGUUGAGCCAGAAGGAUGCGUGAGUAUACAGAAAAGAAGGAAACAUGUGGGACAAUCUGUCUCAAGUACCUGCUCUUCAUCUUCAACUUCUUUUUCUGGUUGGCUGGCGGGGCCGUGAUGGCAGUGGGCACCUGGACUCUAGCUGAGAAGAGUGACUACAUCAGUCUGCUCUCCUCCAGCACGUAUUCGGCAACUGCUUAUAUUCUGGUGGUAGCCGGGGUGGUUGUCAUGGUUACUGGCAUCCUUGGUUGCUGUGCCACCUUCAAAGAGCGUCGGAAUUUGCUAAGAGUGUACUUCAUACUGCUGCUGUGCAUCUUUCUGCUGGAGAUCAUUGCUGGAAUCCUGGCCUAUAUCUAUUACCAACAGCUGAGCAUGGAGCUGAAGCAAAAUUUGAAGAACACCAUGACCCAGAAGUACCGGAAGGAGGGAGAAGAGAGUGUUACCAGUGCAGUAGACAAACUGCAGCAGGAGUUCAAGUGCUGUGGGAGCAACAACUACACGGACUGGGCUGACAGCCUGUGGAUCAAAUCGCCAGAGGCCAGUGGACGAAAAGUCCCAGACAGCUGCUGUAAGACGAUAACCGACCUGUGUGGCCGAAGAGACCAUCCUUCCAACAUCUACAAGGAGAGUGGUUGCAUUACCAAGCUGGAAAACUUCAUUCAAGAGCAUCUGAAAAUUAUCGGGGCGGUGGGGAUCAGCAUUGCUUGCGUGCAGAUCUUUGGGAUGAUUUUCACCUGCUGCUUGUACAAGAGUUUAAAGCCAGAACCGUAUUAAUAGCUGCGGGAACCCUGUCGCUCCCCCUCUGCCACUUCCCUUAGCACCUGCCAACCCGACCACUCUCCACCACCACCACCACCACCACAGAAGUGUCUGUAACCUGAGGACUUGGCUCUGUAAGUGAACGCUUCGUGAACCGCGCACCGCCUCACCCUGCCCCCUUUGGGGGGAAAGUUGCCCUCCUUGUUGUGCACAAAGCAGCCAGGAGUUCAGCGGGUCCUCUUCACCGUCACGAAACACAAGAGCUGUGGCUCUUCUGCUAGAAGCUUUAGCGAAACAGUCCCUCGACAUAACUACAAAGCAAGAUUUAUCCAGGGCCAUUUCUCUUGAGGCUUUUCCUGAGCCAACAUGAAGGGAUCGGGAUGCUGUACAAGAACCACGGUUUGCUCUCUGAGAAGUGGCUCAGCGGCACGAGGCAUUGACUGAGAGGACAGAUGAUGUUUCUGCGCUGAGCUGGAGCCAGAGCUGAGUCUCUCAUACGCGGAAGGUUUCUCUCCCUCCUCCCAAGUGUGCACCAAUGUCCUAACACAGCUGAUCCCUGCCUGACAGGAGUUGUUACUCUCCCUGCUCAUCGGGAGCACCACUUGACGCAGUUGAAAUCUUGUCAUGACUCCGAUGUUGCCAAGAUGUGGGUGCCUUAGGAUUUCUCAGCAAUCCUCCUUCUUUUUCCUUGAAGCUUCCCCCAGCACAGUGCCAUUAGGAGCCACAAGAGGCCUUUUUGCCUCCUAGUGAUUCUGGAGCAAAGAUGAUGGACUUUUGGGUCUUGUCUGUUUUAUUGAGUGGCUUCCAGUGUGAGUAAGAAAACUUUGCUUCCUCCUACCCAUCCCCUGCUGAGGUUUGGUGAAGAACUGGUCUGUUUGUGAAGCUGGCAUAUCUUGCUACCCUUUGGCCUGUCCGGUUAGUAGAAAUACCUUCUCAUCUCUCUCAUGUGUUGAGAUGCCCUUGGCUUGAUUUUUCUAAUUAAAACCUCCAGGCUUGUCUCUCUUGGGCAGGAAAUUAACACGUACAAAUGUUUUAUCAGCCUCCAAAGAGCUCAUUAAUCAGCUGAGGAUUUUCUGGCUUUAACGAGAUCUGGAAGCCCACUUUACUGGUUGCUGCUGAGAAGGUCAGGAGAGUCAGCUCCAACCAGUUGCCCCUGUGUACUCGGUAAAUUGAUAGUGCUGGGUUAACUGCCUGGUUGCUGCAAAGGAAUAGGUUUUCAUUAAAAAUUCUCUCUGCAUUGGGAUCCUGGAUACACACAGGACAUCGGCAUCCCCGCUGCCGUGGACGUAGUGCCGUCAUGAUGCCAGCAGGGUCUUUAGCCUGAAUUCACAGGAUCUUGUGCGCCUCUUGUCUGGUUCUCACCUCCCUGGUAUGCCUGUUACACCCCUGAAACAGAAAGGGCUGUGGGGUUUUGGUGUUUCUAAGCAGUGAAGACCAGCCCAAUCCUUUAAUAAACAAAUUUAUUCCCUUCCCUGGCUUUUCAGUGGGUCCGGCUGAGCCCUGUCCCUUGGCAGCAGUUAACGUGAGCAAAAUCACCCAGACCCCUAAAGGGUCUUGCAGCAUCCUGGGGCUUUUAGCUCACAGAGCAGAAAUCUUGGACUGGCGCAAAAGGGUGACAAGUUAAAAUUCAGAGCAGGUCAAUCUGAAACUCCCCCAUCAACAUCAGUCCCAUGAAAUAAUCCUUGACUAAUGCAGAGAGGUGGAGGAACUGAGGUGUAUCCUUGGUUCCACAGCAGUAGGAAAGAGGGGAAAGGAAUCUAAAUUAUUGUGUAAUGAUCUAAAGGAGAAAUCUCUAAAUUAUUUCUUGUUUCAUAAUCAAGUUCCUGACAAGUAUUGACUACUAACUGAGAGGAGAAUAUUGAGCAUGUUUCUUGAAGCAAUAUUUAUGGUUUCUUAAGCAUAUCUUCAUAUCUGCCUUCCCCCAUUCCCUUCAAAUACGUUGUACAGGGUUGGGAAAGGCCAGGAAGAAUGGCUUGUGUCCAUUGAGUUGUUUUAUACUUUUUCUCUGUGUAAUAACAUUCAUUGCUUUUUUUUUUUUUUUUUGGUGUUUAAGUUGCUGGCCAAUAGAAAA
This is a messenger RNA of Tyto alba (common barn owl), 3102 nucleotides long. It is a transcript of the gene CD151, whose product is annotated as CD151 molecule (Raph blood group). Gene Ontology annotation, cellular component: membrane. The record is from RefSeq and is a predicted model, not a curated record. The transcript is spliced from 9 exons. Lineage: Eukaryota; Metazoa; Chordata; Aves; Strigiformes; Tytonidae. The coding region runs from base 288 to 1046 and encodes 252 amino acids.